Molecule: messenger RNA, 1270 nt
Organism: Ipomoea nil (Japanese morning glory)
Lineage: Eukaryota; Viridiplantae; Streptophyta; Magnoliopsida; Solanales; Convolvulaceae
Product: gamma-soluble NSF attachment protein
Exons: 9
Coding region: 182-1033 (283 amino acids)
Biological process (GO): intracellular protein transport
Cellular component (GO): SNARE complex; vacuolar membrane
Molecular function (GO): syntaxin binding; soluble NSF attachment protein activity
Source: RefSeq, a predicted model, not a curated record
AAACUGUAUAUUGAUCUUCUACUCCGACUAUGCUGCCUGUAAGUUUCGUGCUUGCUUAAGCAAGUAGUCUUCUCUGUUGCAUUCCAAAAGAUUACAUUUUACAGAAAAAGAAGCCGACCAAUUCGGAUUCAAAUCGGAUCUGCCCUUCGGGUUGGAAACCCCCACAACUCUCAUCACACCCAUGGCUUCUUCCGAUCACGCAAAGUUGCUCUCCAAAGCGGAUAAACUAACAAAACUGAGUUUUACAAGGUGGACUGCUGAUUGGAAGAAUGCUACCAGUUUGUAUGAGCAGGCAGCUAAUGGAUUUAGGCUCGCAAAAAAGUAUGAGCAAGCAAAAACAGCAUUUGAGAAAGCUUCAAAAGGACAAGAGAUGCUGUCCUCGCCUUGGGAUGCAGCCAAACUUAUGGAAUCUGCUGCCGCCAUGGCAAAGGAGUUAGGCAAUUGGCGUGAAGUUGCUGACUUUUAUAGACGGGCAUAUGAAUUGUACAGUGAGUGUGGAAGGGCACAACCUGCAUCUGAUGCUCUUGCUAAAGGUGCCCGAGCCUUGGAAGAUGCAGCCCCGGAUGAAGCUGUUCAACUCUACACUGAAGCCUGCGCUGCUUUGGAAGAAGAUGGCAAGGACCAAAUGGCAUUUGAUCUCUAUCGUGAUGCGUCAAGGGUUUAUGUAAAGCUUGAGAAGUAUGGAGAUGCUGCAACUAUUCUUUUGAGAUUGGCCUUGGCAGCUGAUAAGUGUAAUGCAACUCAUAGCCAAUGCAAGGCAUACCUCAGUGCAAUCAUUGUCUACCUAUAUACUCAUGACUUCAAGGAAGCUGAAAAGUGCUAUAAUGAUUGUUGUCAGGUUGAAACCUUUUUGAAUAGCGAUCAAAGUCGCUGUGCUAGCAAGUUUCUCUCUGCAUACAGAGAAGGUGAUGAAGAAGAAAUCAAGCGCGUUGGUCAGUCAAGUAUAGUUACAAAUCUUGAUCACACGGCUUGCAAGGAAACUACCAACAGGGGAUGUGAGUGCAUUCAGAAGUGGCACGACAAGGGACAAUGAAGAACAGCUUGAUGAGGAUGAUCUUACCUAGUCUUCAUUUCAAUGAAUACAUCUGUCAUUUGUGUACCAUUUUCUGGAUUGCUUGGAUAAAGCCUUGUGACUUGCUGUUUUAUGAUUUUGGUUGCUUGAAUAUCGUGAUAGAUAUGAAAUGAUCAAGCACUGUAAUAUAAGCCAGUAUGAUAAACUCCACAGAUUGGAAUACUUGCACCAUGGUUAUUGACUUUUUUAUUUGUUUCA